AUGGUAGCUGGAGGUGGUGGCAGCUGGUGCAAGUGGCCAUUUGAACACCGGAUCGGCCAGGAAGGCCCCCGUGACCGGACGUGCCCCGCGGAUGAAGCGGGGUUGGCGACGGAUGGCGUGACUGAGCGGAGGCGGUGUGGAGGUGGGCGCGGCAAGGAGGCGGAGGCGUCAGAGGAGGCGGAGGGCGGGGCGCGGGGCGGAGGCGGGGGCGGAGGCGGAAGCGGAACGGGAAGGCGGGGGGGAGACGGGAGGUGGGCGCGGAGACGAGGCGGGGCGGAGGCGGGGGCGGAGGUGGGGCGGAGGAGCUGCUGCUGGCUACUGGGGAGCGGACAACAGGGGUACACUGACAGUCAAGGACGUCAUUAUCCGAGACUCCCCGGGCCACUACUAGACUACUACAAUUCCGCAGAUGGAGAUGUAAGCAACCAGAUUUCCAGACAUCAUAAUCUUCCAGCUGUUCCAUACACAAGGCACAACAGGUGGCGCCACCGCCCCGCGUACAACGACAGGUCGGAGGAGGGCGUGGCGCGCGGGCGCGGCGGGCGCGGCGGGCGGCGGCGCGGUAACCGCGAUCCAGCGGCGGCGGCGCGCCGCGACCAGCGGCGGUGCGCGGCGAGCCCACCGGGGCGCCCUGGCGGGCGGCGGCGGCGCCAACGGGCCGUCGCCACUGGAGCGGCGGCGUCACAAGACGUGCAGUGGGGCGCCGUGAGUAUCCCGCACCGCGGGCGCCAGCGUCACUGCUGCUCCGUGCUCCGAGGGCAGCCGCAA
Molecule: messenger RNA, 768 nt
Organism: Gryllus bimaculatus (two-spotted cricket)
Lineage: Eukaryota; Metazoa; Arthropoda; Insecta; Orthoptera; Gryllidae
Source: the annotation of a GenBank genome assembly